Molecule: messenger RNA, 333 nt
Organism: Plasmopara halstedii
Lineage: Eukaryota; Oomycota; Peronosporomycetes; Peronosporales; Peronosporaceae
Exons: 4
Coding region: 1-333 (110 amino acids)
Source: RefSeq, a predicted model, not a curated record
AUGAGCAAUGAUGACCCAUUUUUAAUUCGCUCCGAGAGCUUGUGGGACCUCGAGGAACGCCCCAUCCUGGAGAACGUUCCCGUAUAUGAAGGACGGGAUAAUGGUGCAUGUGAUGGGUUGGGACUUCGAAAAGUCGCUGUGGCCAUACAUAUAAAAAAGACCUCGUUUGAUCAAUUAGCAGGCUGUUGGUCACCAGAUCCGCGCCUUUUUGUGGCUCGAGAGUUAGUACGGGAAUCGAAACUCUCGGUGCUGUUGCUUAAAGGGAUGGUCUGUGUGGGUGGUCUUGGGGCAUCAGUGAAUUCAUUGCACAACUGCCCUUCGGUCUUAAAGUGA